Molecule: messenger RNA, 810 nt
Organism: Diaporthe amygdali
Lineage: Eukaryota; Fungi; Ascomycota; Sordariomycetes; Diaporthales; Diaporthaceae
Exons: 1
Coding region: 1-810 (269 amino acids)
Source: RefSeq, a predicted model, not a curated record
AUGGAGACUCCAGCCUUUUCACGCUUCAACAACUUUCCGUGGGAAAUCAGGCGCAUGGUAUGGGAGGAGGCCCUCCCACCCACGGUCCCCCAAGUUCUCACCUACAAGGCCUCAACCUUCCCGAGAUGGGACCACACGGCCAACACUUGGGGCGCCGACGACGGGCCCCCUUGGAUCCCCAUCCCGCCCCCGGCCCUCCUCCACACCAACGCCGAGGCCCGCGCAUUCGCCCUAGAGCACGUCCGCAUCCGCACAGAGAAGAAGCUUCCAACUCGGUCGCGCGCCCCAAACUCGUACCAUCGCAUGGUAACCCGCGCCUUCGACCGCGACAUCGACGCCAUGUUUGCGCACGAGACGCACUUCCGCGCCUUCAUGGGGGUAUACAUGCGCCGCACGCCCUUCGCCGCGCGACACCUCAUCUUUGACAGCGACCUGUUCGCCCCCCGGCGGGAUUGGUACGAUCUCUGGGACCAUUUCGUGGGCGAGGCGGCCGAAAGGUGCCGCGGCCUCAGGUCCGUCACGCUGGCUGACCUGAGCCGGUGCGCGGGCGCGCUGGACGCCCGGGCUUUUGGUGAUCGCACCGCCCGCGGGUACUACCGCAUUGUGCCUGAUGUGGAGGCCGCGGGGUGGUACAAGCGCCUGGGUGAGGAGCUCAGGCGGGAGUUUGAGGGCUUGAGGGGCCCGGACGGAGUCCCGUGGAAGGUUGAAGUGAGAGGAGUCAGCUCGUGCGGUACCGAAGCUGAUGAAGAGGGGAUUUUGGAGUGUUCGCAGGUUCUUGUCGAGCGCUUUACGGCGUCGAGCGCUAGGUAG